AUGUUAUGGGAUGUACCUGGGUUGUGGCAGCAGAGCCCAGACCUGGCCCAGGCGAGGUCUGCUCUGCCAUCCACGGGCACUGCUCCUCCUCGCUCUCAGACCCUCUGGAACAAAAAGGAAGAAAGAGCCCCUCACUCAUGUUUCCCGCUGUGCCCACCUGCAGUGCAUUGCUUUACGACUUGACAGAUGAAAUCAGCACCUUCCCAAACUUCUCCGCUGGGAGACUGUCUGGAAUGUCUCCUCCUGACCCUCUGGGUGCUGCCCACUCCACAGGGCCCCCUGCAGCUCUGUCUGAUUAUAAAGCUUCUCCCUAAUGGGCAAGAUCUCACACAUGAUAGAGCCAUAAAACGUGGCACUCCUGGCUGGCCCUGCUGCUUGUCUGAUAAGGGAGAUGGAGGGACUCGCCAGCACAGGCAGAGGGCCCGGGGUCUUACCCUGCCCCCAUGCCUCCUCCCCACCCCAACUGGUCUCAGCUUCCAGCAUGUUGCCAGGCCUGUUCUGCGGAACACAAAGCCUGUGCUUUGCAAUGGCGAGGACUCCAUGUUCAAGAAAGGGUGGGAAAUGCCCCCAAUCUCUCCCCUCCUAGGGAUUCAGAACACCCAUGAGCACAGUCAUGGCUGUGAGGAGGCUUCCAGUAAAGAAAACCUGCUUGCAUUUCCCAGGGACACAUCGCUGAGGCUUGUCACGGUGGUGAGAGAGAACUGUGGUCUCCUAGGAGGCAUGGAGCAGCCUUCCCACACUCUCUGCAUGCACAUAUCCUCGGGGGAUCUGGUCCAGGGGCAGGUUCUGACUCCCCAGGCCUGGGCGGGGACUCCAGACGCUGUGUCUCUCAGAAGCCCCUGGGGAACAGUGACGCUGCAGUUCCACAGGCCACAGGGAUCCAGAGUGGCUGCUGACGAGAAGACAGAGUAUAAAGAGGUUAAACCAUGCCUAUGGUCACCCCUGUCUGUGAAGCUGAGAUUUGAAGUGGCGUUUGGACCCCAGAGCUGA
This is a messenger RNA of Mandrillus leucophaeus (drill), 990 nucleotides long. RefSeq lists its product as uncharacterized. The record is from RefSeq and is a predicted model, not a curated record. Lineage: Eukaryota; Metazoa; Chordata; Mammalia; Primates; Cercopithecidae.